AUGGCUGUUCGAUGCAUCAACACAACAGACAUUCAUGAUGAUAUCGCAAAGCUUCGCCAAGACCAACAUAGUUAUCAAGACGCAGCCGUUCUAUGUGAUGUUUUGACUAGCUUAUUGAGCACCUACUCUGCAGACUACUCCAGCAAUGAUGUCAAUGAAGCUACUUUGGUGAGGGAUACUGUCGAAAACUUUCUCAAGGCUUAUUUCCCCAACACUGCAUUAACAAAAUCUCUUGGUGCUGACAAAAUGAUCAAUGACUCUGCAAAGCGCUUCAAUGAUUUGGAUCCUUCAUUGGCUACCAGUGGCAAACAUGCUGACUUCUCCGUCGUAUCAACCAAAUCCCAGCAUGUAAUCCUAUCACUCGAAGCAAAGUCAAACAGAGCAAAGGACGUGAAUGACUUGGUCAAGCUUUGUAGAGAACUAAAGGAUACUACGGUGGCUAUUGAAGCUGAAGGACGCUCUGGUGCUGUGCUGUGUGGUAUCCUCAUGCGAGGAAAUUGCUGUCAUGUCUAUUCUUUUGAUCAUCAGUUUGAUGGAUUAUAUCGUAGUAUUUUGCUCAAGGUUAUUUACAUGCCUACAAAUUGCUAUGGCAUGCAUCAAGUUCAAUCAAUCAUCCCCUUGUUCCAAAAGUUGGCUGUGAUCGUUAAAUUAUCUGCAUUGAUAAUUCGAAAUCCUCCAUCUUCAGCUCGUAUCUUGGAUAGCAUCCCAUCUAUGCAUACGCCCUCCAUUAUUCAUAUAUCAAAAAGAAAGCUUGAAAAAAACUUCCUGGGUGUUCGUCAUGCACGCCGCAGACUUCUCAAGUAG
Molecule: messenger RNA, 804 nt
Organism: Mucor velutinosus
Lineage: Eukaryota; Fungi; Mucoromycota; Mucoromycetes; Mucorales; Mucoraceae
Exons: 1
Coding region: 1-804 (267 amino acids)
Source: RefSeq, a predicted model, not a curated record